Erigeron canadensis is the source of this 1051-nucleotide messenger RNA. RefSeq names its product ras-related protein RABD2a-like. The record is from RefSeq and is a predicted model, not a curated record. NCBI's taxonomy places the organism in Eukaryota, Viridiplantae, Streptophyta, Magnoliopsida, Asterales, Asteraceae. Gene Ontology annotation, molecular function: GTP binding; GTPase activity. Bases 164 to 772 code for a protein of 202 amino acids. The transcript has 8 exons.
UUUCAUCCUCUCUGGCGCUCUCUGUUUCUCUGUUCCUAUAUACCAUCCCCGCCAAUCUUACAAAUCACACCCUCACCGGAGAUCCAAUUUCCCGGUCAUAUCGACGGCCGUCGGAAUAUAAUCUCCUCAACAAUCCGUCCAAUUCUAUUCUAUUAUUUUAAUCAUGAAUCCCGAAUACGACUACUUGUUCAAGCUUUUGCUAAUUGGAGAUUCAGGAGUCGGAAAAUCUUGUCUUUUGCUUCGAUUUGCUGAUGACUCGUAUCUUGACAGUUAUAUCAGCACAAUUGGUGUGGACUUUAAAAUCCGUACCGUGGAUCAGGAUGGAAAGACCAUUAAGCUUCAAAUUUGGGACACUGCUGGACAAGAAAGGUUCAGGACAAUCACUAGUAGCUACUAUCGUGGAGCUCAUGGCAUCAUAAUAGUUUAUGAUGUUACUGACCUAGAAAGUUUCAACAAUGUAAAGCAAUGGUUGAGUGAAAUUGAUCGCUAUGCAAGUGAAAGUGUAAACAAACUCUUAGUUGGUAACAAAUGUGACCUUACUGAGAACAGAGCCGUGUCAUUUGAUACUGCCAAGGAAUUUGCUGAUGGAAUUGGCAUUCCUUUUAUGGAAACAAGUGCCAAAGAUGCUACCAAUGUGGAGCAAGCUUUCAUGGCUAUGUCUGCUGAUAUCAAAAACAGGAUGGCAAGUCAGCCUUCUUCAAACAAGAGGCCACCUACUGUGCAGAUCAAGGGGCAACCAAUUAGCCAAAACAGUGGCUGCUGCUCAAGUUAGGAGGUUUCAAUCAUAUACGUCAUCACCAUAAUUUAUCGAUAACCCUCCUUUAAGUUUUUGCUGCUUAUAUCAUUUAAAGUUUUCAUCAUUGUUUUCAUUAUUAUAUGCGGUUUAAUUGCAAGCAUUGUCCACUGCUGGCUAGUGUGUAUUUGGCUGCAGUUGCAAUCUCUUGCAAUCGUAACCCAUGUUUGUUUAAAUGUUUAGAUGAGGGAGCAUAUUCGACUUAUUAUAGUAAUCCAAAUAAUAUACCAAUUGGUUAGUCGGGCAUUGGCAACAUUA